AGAGAGAGAGAGAGAGAGAGAGAGACGGAGCAAGGGCACCCACACGGUUCUCCUCCUCCUCCACUCGCAGACGGAGCAUCGAGAGCGUCGCAUGGUUCGUGGAAACUUUGCUGUGAGAGUUUGGAUUUAUUGGAUCCGCCUCCAGGAAGGCUCGGCGCCUGGAAGCAGCCUGUCUCUGUCUCUGUCUCUGUGCGCUUUGCUGUUGGAUCUCGGGUUGAGACGUUUAGGAUUUGCUCCCUUCCUGCCGGCAGACCUCAUCUACUGCAGGAGAGACGGAUAAAGAAAGAGGGGUAAGGAAGAAGAAGAAGAAGAAGAAGAAGGGGGGAAAAAAACCCUUCCUCGAGUCGGAAUCAAGGAUUGUGUGGAUUAAUGAAUUUCUGUAACGGGGUGAGCGUCGGGAUGAUUUGAUCCAGGCUUUAAUUAGGCCGCGGUGUUUGUUAUUUUAAUUAAAUCCAGUGCGCGUAAAGACACUGACUAUGUGCUGACAGUCGGCACAGUCUGGUUUUUGGGUCUCUCCGGGCUUCAGCCGUGUCUGAACCGUUUGAUUGACACCAGGCGCUCGGGGGUGAUGGUUUUUCUCCCUCGCCGACUCUCUGUGAGCCUCGGCUGAUUUGCGGUGAUCCAGACUGUGCGGGAUUCGGAUACAGACUCUGGCGUAUGCUCCAGACUUCCUCUCCUUUUCCAGCUCCCAGUUUCUCCGCCGUCUCGUCUCCGGCUGCUUAUCGUCGUCGCCUGGACUCGGAUCCCGGAAUCUUCAUGAUUUGCGGACACCAUGCUCGUUUUUUAGCCGGGGAACCCUCUUUUCGUCCCGCAUGUUUAGGACCAAACGAUCGGGGCUCGUCCGGCGACUCUGGAGGAGCCGUGCGCCCGUGGAGGGCGACGGAGAGGCGGAUAGAGGGACGCAUGGCUCCGGGGGCUGCUGCAUGGGCAAAACCACAAAGGUGGCCAAGUCCAACGCCGGAUCGGAGGCUGAAUUGAAGGCGCUGACCCACUCGAUCCUGAAAAAGAUCAAAGAGAAACAGUUAGAGGUGCUUUUGCAGGCGGUGGAGUCCAAGGGGGGCGCGCGGAGCCCGUGCCUGCUCCUGCCCAGCAAAGUGGACGCCAAAGUGGGUCAGCAGUCUUACUCUCUCCCCAUGCUGCUCUACAAAGUGUUCAGGUGGCCGGACCUCAGGCAUUCCUCGGAGCUGAAGAGGCUGUUUUGCUGUGAAUCUUACGGGAAAACCAACCCCGAGCUCGUUUGCUGCAACCCGCACCACAUGAGCAGACUCUGCGAACUCGAGUCACCUCCUCCUCCAUACUCCCGCUAUCCCGUGGACUAUCUUAAACCACCAGAUUCUCCAGACUCUGGACCUUCAUCCGGUGACACUGGGGGAACCACAUACUCGGCCCCUGUGGGGCUUUCAGAUUCUCUGGCUUUGCAGGAGUCCGACGAGCGGGCCCAUUGGUGCGUGGUGGCAUACUGGGAGGAGAAGACGCGGGUUGGGCGCCUCUACUCAGUCCAGGAGCCUUCCUUGGACAUCUUCUAUGAUCUACCUCAGGGGAACGGCUUCUGCCUGAGCCAGCUUUGCUCCGACAACAAGUCCCAGCUGGUGCAGAUGGUGCGGGCCAAAAUCGGGUAUGGCAUCCAGCUGACGCGAGAGCCAGAUGGAGUGUGGGUCUACAACCGAAGCUGCUACCCCAUCUUCAUCAAGUCAGCCACACUGGACAACCCGGACUCGCGCUCGCUGCUGGUGCACAAGGUGUUCCCCGGGUUCUCCAUCAAAGCUUUUGACUAUGACAAGGCCUGCAGCCUGCAGAGGCCGAACGACCACGAGUUCACGCAGCAGCCUCGCACGGGCUUCACGGUCCAGAUAAGUUUUGUGAAAGGAUGGGGACAGUGCUACACCAGACAGUUCAUCAGCAGCUGCCCAUGCUGGUUGGAAGUCAUUUUCAACACUCGGUAGCAGCAGGCUUCCUCCUUCUUCAGCCCUCCCCCCCAACCCCACCCGCCCACAGACUCCACCCACUUUUUUUGUUCCAAACAUUCACAAAAAAUGUUUUAAAAGAAGAAAGUUGAAAAUUCUGACGGACAUUGUUUAAUAAAUGGCUAAGAUUUAAUUAAAUGAAAUAAGAAGCAAAAAAAUGUAUUUUAUGUUAUAUAUAAAUAUAUUAUUAAUUGUAAAUAUGAAGACGUUUUAUAUGCAUCAUUAUUUAUGUAUUGUGCAAUGUGUUGAUGAGAAAAAGAAAAAUAAGAUGCACUUUGCUUAAUAUAAAUGCAAAAGAACGAAAUGCCAAAAUAA
This is a messenger RNA of Thalassophryne amazonica, 2279 nucleotides long. RefSeq names its product SMAD family member 7 (gene smad7). NCBI's taxonomy places the organism in Eukaryota, Metazoa, Chordata, Actinopteri, Batrachoidiformes, Batrachoididae. Gene Ontology annotation, cellular component: heteromeric SMAD protein complex. The record is from RefSeq and is a predicted model, not a curated record. The transcript has 4 exons. Gene Ontology annotation, biological process: regulation of transcription by RNA polymerase II; SMAD protein signal transduction; cell differentiation. Bases 813 to 1943 code for a protein of 376 amino acids. Gene Ontology annotation, molecular function: I-SMAD binding; transcription regulator inhibitor activity.